UUAUACAUAGAGAUCAGUGGUACACGCCCCCCACGUGCGCUUGUGCCUGCUUGUGCGCAGUUUUAACCAUGCAGCUUGGGGACAAGUUCCGAAGCUUUGACGAGCUGGAGCAGCAUAUAAAAUGCUUUUCAAAGGAAACGUUUGCCCAGCUGUAUGUCCGCAGUUCCGUGUCCCUUCAAGCUGCCCGUGCGAAGGGAUUGAAAAGGUUCAUCAACGGGAACAUCUCUGUCUAUCAAGUUAGGUAUUGUUGCAUCCAUUGUGGCUGGAAACACAGGAAUCGGGGUAAAGGCAUUCGAGCAGCAAGCACAUACAUCAAAGAUUGCCCGUUCUAUAUUGACUGCCGUGUCUCCAGUGACGAGGAACACCUGGAGGUUGUGGCCAUGGGAGAGGAACACAACCACGACAUGUCAGAGGAGCUCUUUUUGCACCUGCCUCAAAAUCAGAAGUUGACCGAUGAAGUGCAGAGCGAUGUCAGAAGGCUGCUGGAGCUCGGGUCUAGCAAGAAACGAGUUGCGCGAGCCCUUCAGGAGGAGACGGGUCAAGUCAUACUGACAAAGGACUUGGCAAACAUAAUAACGGCUCACAAAGACCCGGAAAGACAUGACCUGAAGCGAACAGUGGAGUUCCUUCAAUCUACGUACAGUGUGUAUCCAUUUCAAAUGCAUUAAGUGAUACGUGUGCA
This is a messenger RNA of Ornithodoros turicata, 682 nucleotides long. RefSeq lists its product as uncharacterized. The transcript is spliced from 3 exons. The record is from RefSeq and is a predicted model, not a curated record. Lineage: Eukaryota; Metazoa; Arthropoda; Arachnida; Ixodida; Argasidae. Bases 69 to 668 code for a protein of 199 amino acids.